AUGGCCCCCAACAGGAAGAAGAGGAAGCCUGCUUCAAAUCCAGCCAGAGGUUUUACAACAAUCUCAGUACCAUCGAAGCUGAAGGCGCCUGAAUCUUCAGCAUUAUUUUCUUCCGCCAAUGUGCCAAUGGAGCCUCAGCCGGAGUCACGAUCUCAAACGGCUUCCGUCGGGGCCCAAGAACAGCCUGAGCUUCAGCAGCUAUCCCCAGAUGAGCUCCAAAAGCACCUUGAGGAUGCUGAGCUACAGCUGCUGGUGGAAAAGUAUGGCGCAAAAUUACUGAAGUUGGAGACAGAGAAACGUAUCUUGCGGCCCCAGGCUUCAAAUCUAAAUGUUACGGACUGGCUAUCUCCUGAAAUUCUCAACGAAAUUAUGGAAAAAGAGAAACUGGAGAUAAAUCAAUACAGUGAGCAAAGCUCUAAAGCUGAAAUGGAAGAGACCCAGAUAUGUUCGGAAGAGGAGCUCUCCAUAAAACUUUGGACUCUUCGAGAGUCGCUUCUAGGCUUGGGCUUUACACAGCUGGAUGUUGAGGAAGCGCUGAAGGCUACUCUGAAACUUUCUUUCAAUAAUUCAGCCGCUCUUAAAGACAUUAUAUGGGGCUUAGACCAAUCUUUAGAGUGGCUUGCGAUGAGUUGCGAUGAGAACGAUCUGCCAGCAUACGACAAGCUUCGCAAUAACGACUCGAAGAUUGCUACCAACGAUGCUAACCUCCAAACGAAGCGUCCGCUAAAUAUCGAUAGCACUGGUUAUAAUACAUCAAGCGAUACUCGCCCAAAGGAUCAGGGAAUUCAAGCCAAAACAGGACUGAACCUAGCCUGCCAUAGCUCUGAUGAGUCUGACUGUGAUCCGGAUUUUCUUGUUCCUAAAUAUGUUGAAAUCCAAACGCAACUUUACGUGCAACAACCAGAUUUGUUUAACCAGGUGAAUAAGAGGCAAAGAAAAGGGGUUUCAUCGUUAACACCAGAGAAUGAUAAGACUUCGCUUAACGCUGCUAAGCUUAAGAACAAACUUUCAAGGAUCGAAAAUGACAUUUUGUUUGACCGCGAUCAGGCAGAGAAUAUGUGGCAAAAUAAACUCGCUGAGCUAAGAAAAGAUACCGCGAAAUUCUUACGAAAUGCCGUCGCUAAAGAACAGCAAAUUGAGCCGCCUCCUGCUGAGUUGAAAGACACCCAAAUCCAGGACGCCUCUGACAAACUGGCCGAGUCUAUAUGUUCAGGCUCAAAUGAAAAUGAUGAUAUGUUAGGCGGUUUGUUUGGUGCUGAUUUGGAAGGCCCUUCGGCACCAUCUUCGAGUUCUGGGCCAAAUGGCAGCACAAUCAUACGCAAUAGGGAUUUUGGAAAUCCAACGGGCAUGAACCCACGACGAGUCCUCGAGGAAGCGUGCCGGGCAAGAGACAUAUCAUCAUCGCCUUUCUCUCAUCGCAAAGAGAUUGAAAUUAGAUGGUCAAAGGCACAGGAUAUCGCACCGCAACCACCACUGGGUGACAUAUCAUUCAGAAGUGAUUCGCAUUUAGUAUACGCAUCUAUGUCCUCAAUAUCCACUCCUACUCCCUUACAAGCUGAAUCUUACAUAUCUACUGUGGCUCUUUUUGCAAUACUUUCUCAUUCUCAGAAAGAGAAUAAAAUUUACAUGAAAUUACCUGCCGUGUGGCGGGAUCUAUGGGACGAACUUACUCAUGUUAAGAAACAGUAUGAGGACGAAGUUGAUAAAGGAAUUCUGAAGGGCAUUCAAAAGCUAGUCCAAGAGAAAAUGUCAACGCUGGAGGAAGAUGUUAUUCUUUUAGGAGGUUUCGUGAAACGGAAAGGUGGAAUCAAUUCUCCUAUUCCGCGGGAAACCAGUGUGUCAAAACAAACUGCCAGGACGCAUGAACAGCUCCAAAAUCUCUGGACGCAAAGAUCCUCAACAUCUUCUUUCGUUUCUAUGGAAUCUUUCCGAAAGACGUUACCCAUAUGGCAGUUCAAAGACCAGAUUUUAGACACCCUUGCAAGCAAACAAGCAAUAAUUAUCUGCAGUGAAACGGGGAGCGGGAAAAGCACUCAAGUGCCAUCGUUUAUACUCGAAAAGGAACUGCUAUCGGGCCGUGAUUGCAAAAUUUAUGUUACCGAACCUAGACGAAUUUCAGCCAUGUCCCUGGCUAAAAGACUGAGUGACGAACUCGGAGAGGAUAAAAACGCUGUAGGGACAAACCGCUCCCUUGUUGGAUAUGCUAUUAGAUUGGAAAGUAAAAUUUCAAGUUCGACACGACUAAUAUUUGCCACAACAGGUGUUGUCGUUAGAAUGCUAGAGCGUCCUAGGGAUUUCGAGGAUAUUACACAUCUAGUAUUAGAUGAGGUACACGAACGUACAAUUGACAGCGAUUUCCUUCUGAUUAUACUCCGCAGGCUGAUGCAGGAAAGACCAGAUCUGAAGCUUGUAUUGAUGUCAGCUACAGUAGAUGCCGCACGGUUUUCAAAAUAUCUCAAUGGCGCCCCUGUAUUGGAUAUUCCGGGUCGGACGUUUCCUGUUGAAGUUAAGUACCUGGAGGAUGCUAUCGAGAUUACGAAGCAUUGUCCAAACAAUGAUGGACUUUCUGCACUAACAGACGACGACGACGACGAGUUGCCAGACCAAUCGCAUGACAAGCCUACAGGAGACUUAUCAUCCUCUUUGGUUGGAUACAGUAGGCAAACCCGGGAAGUUGUAACUGGAAUUGAUGAAUAUCGCCUAGACUACAAACUCAUAGUCAGUCUCCUUUUAGCGAUUACAACAAGAAAGGAAUUUGAGCAAUACAGCAAAGCCAUUCUCGUUUUCAUGCCUGGAAUGGCAGAAAUUCGGCGGCUAAGUGACCAAAUCUUAUCCGAGCCGUUAUUUAACAAAAGCGAUUGGGUCAUACAUGCGCUACACUCCUCAAUUGCUAGUGAGGAUCAAGAAAAAGCAUUCCAUGUUCCACCUACAGGCGUGAGAAAGAUUGUGAUCGCAACGAAUAUCGCAGAAACAGGCAUUACGAUUCCCGACAUUACGGCGGUUAUUGAUACGGGCAAAGAAAAAGUUAUGCGGUUCGAUGAGAAACGACAGCUAUCCAAAUUAGUUGAAUCGUUCAUAGCGCGCGCCAACGCAAAACAGCGUCGAGGGCGUGCGGGUCGAGUACAGAGAGGCCUUUGCUUCCAUUUGUUCACAAAGUUUCGACAUGACAAAUUGCUUGCAGAACAACAGACACCUGAAAUACUCCGGCUUUCGUUACAAGAUCUCAUCCUUCGGGUAAAAAUAUGUAAUUUGGGAGAAGUCGAACAGACACUUUCGGAAGCCAUCGACCCUCCCUCACCCAAAAAUAUUCGCCGUGCCAUCGAAGCUCUUAAAGAGGUCAAGGCAUUGACGAAUUCGGAAAAUUUGACUCCACUCGGUAGACUACUUGCGAAGUUGCCUUUGGACGUCUUCCUGGGCAAGCUCAUUAUAUAUGGGGCGUUUUUUAAAUGCUUAGACAGCGCUGUUAGCAUUGCCGCUAUUGUUUCAUCUAAGUCUCCAUUUGUCAAUACGGUUGGCUCUAACACACAAAGAGAGCUCGCCAAACUUGCGUUUAAACGAGGAAACUCCGAUCUUCUUACUGUUUAUAAUGCCUAUUUAUCCUGGAAACGGCACCGAGGUACUCCGGGAAUGAGUGAAUAUGCAUUCUGCAGGAAAAAUUAUCUAAGUUCUCAAACCUUGCAGAAUAUCGAAGAUGUGAAAAUGCAGCUCUUGACAUCAAUUGUUGACUCGGGACUCAACCGAAUCUUGAUCCUGCGGAGAAAGAUUCCCUUAUUAGAGCUCGCUUUACCGGCCGCCAACGCCAAUUCUUCACCGUACCCAAACGGAUGGAUAUCAACAGCGAAAAUGACAUAA
Molecule: messenger RNA, 3852 nt
Organism: Histoplasma mississippiense
Lineage: Eukaryota; Fungi; Ascomycota; Eurotiomycetes; Onygenales; Ajellomycetaceae
Exons: 11
Coding region: 1-3852 (1283 amino acids)
Cellular component (GO): intracellular anatomical structure
Molecular function (GO): RNA binding; ATP binding
Source: RefSeq, a predicted model, not a curated record